GGCUGUCGUUGUCAGGGAUUAGAGUUACGCUCUGUCCUCGCUAUCCCUUUAAGAGGCUUUAACCACUGAAUCGGCUGGAGACCCGAAACACUUGUGGAGUUCCUCCGAGCUCCCACUUCAGUUUCGCUUCGUUUCGUGCCUCCCCCGCGUUAGUUUCUCCCGCACUUUAGCUUCUUUCGCGUUAGUUUAUUUGCGGCAGACUUGCGGCGACUGCAUUGCCUAUCAUGGCUGAGACAGGGAAAGGGGUGAACGCCGGGAAACUGGCUAGUAAUGUACAGAAGAGGAUAACUCGAGCACAAGAGAAGAUGAUGCAGAAGUUGGGGAAAGCUGACGAGACCAAAGAUACAGCAUUUGAGGAAAGUGUGGCUAACUUCAACAAGCAGAUGACUGAAGGCACAAAACUGCAAAGAGAUCUGAGGGCAUAUCUGGCAGCAGUAAAAACAAUGCACGAAAGCUCCAAGCGUCUGCAGGACUGUCUAGCAGAAAUGUAUGAGCCAGACUGGUUUGGGAAGGAGGAGAUGGAUGCCCUCGCAGAGGAGUUAAUAGAGAAGGAGAUGGAUAAUAAUCUGGAGGACACAGAUGUCCUAUGGGGAGAUUUCUAUCAGAAGCUUGUGGACAGUGCGCUCAUCUCCAUGGAUACAUACAUGGCUCAGUUUCCUGAAAUUAAGGCUCGUAUUGCGAAGCGCGAGAGAAAGCUGGUGGACUUUGACAGUGCCAGACAUCACUUUGCCUCCAUACAGAAAAGCAAGAAGAAGGAUGAGGCCAAAAUUGCCAAGCCCCUGGCUCUGAUGGAGAAAGCUGCUCCAGGUUGGGCUCAGGGAAUAAUCACAGCACAUCAAAUUGCUCAAACUAACCUCAGCAGAAGCCAGGCAGAGGAAGAGUUGGGGAAAGCACAAAAGGUGUUUGAAGAGAUCAGUUAUGAUCUCCAAGAGGAGCUUCCAACUCUGUGGAGCAGUCGUGUAGGUUUAUAUGUGACCACCUUUCAGAAUGUGGCGGGAAUGGAAGAAAAGUUCCACAGAGAGAUGGGCAAACUGAACCAGAAUCUUUUUGAUAUCAUGACCAAACUGGAGGAACAGCGAGAGGCCAAAAAAUCUGUCAACACUACCGGGAAGAGUGAAGCAGCCGCCAACCACAAUGCCACAGCAGCAUCUGAGUCAGACACAACUGUACCAGCAUCUAAGUUGAGACUGGGGCCACCAGUCCCACGGCCCCCCAGGCCUUCUCCAGCUAAAGAUGCGAAAACGGACAUCAUUAACCUGUUUGAGGACGCAGUGGUACCAGAUAUUAACGUUACCACACCAUCAAAGUUUGAUGCCCCCACAGUGGGCAAUCUACUGGAUAUGGACCUGGAUGCUAUGGAGGCAGUCAGCGCUCCACGAGACCCCCAGGCAGCCUCAUGGGACUCAUGGGAGCCCCAACCUGAGCAGACCUCAGCUGCAAGCAAGCAGCAGGACUUGGAUGAAGAAGCACAGCCUGGCUGGGAUGCUGAGGACUAUUCUUCUAAGAAGACCUGUAAAACCCCAAGUUGGGAUGAUGAGGGCACUCCGGCUGCGCAGGCUUGGGAAGACCACAGGGCUGCAGCAGAAACUGAGGCUUGCCAGCCCAGCUGGGAGGAUGAAGAGGAGGCAAGCUGGGGCGAGGAAGGGGCUCAGACUGAUACAUCUGCUACUACCCCACCAAAUGCUGCUACAACUGUGACCAAUGGUUCAUCAGAUGCUGAGGUUCCUUCAGGUGUUGCCUAUAAGGUGAAAGCAAUGCAUGACUAUGCAGCCACAGACAGUGAUGAACUAGACCUCAAAGCAGGUGACAUUGUACUUGUACUCCCCUUUGACAACCCUGAUGAACAGGAUGAUGGCUGGUUGCUUGGUGUGAAGGAGUCACACUGGCUCCUGAAUAAGGACCUUACUGCUAAAGGAGUAUUCCCUGAAAACUUCACCCAGAGAUUGUGAGCAGGAUGUCCAUAUUACUUCUUAACUUCACUGAGAUUUUUAACCACUCUUUUUCUUCGAUACGUUUUCUUGUGACAUCUUUGAAGAACAGGGCUUGUCUAAAAAAAAAAAAACAAACAAAAAAAACAAAAACAAACUAGAUUUUAUUACAAAUGCAGUUUUCCCUGCACUAUAGUGUAUGACGUGGGGGUGGAGUGUGCCCCAUUCUUCAGUUAUCUCAAUAUACCAUCAGGUCAGCACAGUGCAACACUAUUGUUGCUGGAACAAUAAAAGUGAUGUGUGGUGGGUACUUUUAAACCUUUUUUAUACGUAUUAAUUAUCUUGUGUGUGCUUGGUUUUAAAGCUAUGGAUUUUAGUGAGAUAGAGGAAUAGACACCGUGCCAGUAGGAUUCUUAUUACUGAAGUAAUAUGACCUGUAUCACUGCAGAAAUUGUUCUGUGGUCAAUUAAUUUAUGACUUGGUCGGAACUUGGAAACCAUUUUUUUGACUAGUUCUUGUUUGUGCAGCUUGCUUAUAAAAGGUCCUUCAUCUCUCCCACCUUACACUUUCUAGACUUUGUCCUGUGUGAAAGGACAAAUGAAUGUUCACAAACUUGGUUUUCCAGCUGUGGAGUAUUCCUGCAUGUGGAAAGCAAGAUUGACACAUACAGUUACAUACUUUAUAUACAUAUAUACUUGCAUCUUUUAAGUUUUUACUAUGUUUGUGUCUUUUAGUUCUAUUUUGAGGUCAUUGGUUAUGAAAAGAAUUUGACAAUAAGAUCAAAGAACAAAAACAGCCUGCCUGGGACAAAACCAGUAUAUUUGGUUAUAUUGUUUGAACAACUGAUUGUAUAAAACACCUACUGCAGUUCUUUUAAAUGUUUUUGUCAUUGCAUGAUAAUUUUAUAUUUCUUUGUUGAAUUGUGCAUAUCAUGUCUCAAACCUCUCUUGGAAAUUCUGGAGUAGACUGGACAGAGAUGCCAUCUCUCAAAUGAAUCUAGUCCCUAUAAUCUGCUAAGCUUUCAUUUCUGAUCUCUUCACCUCAGGUGAUGUAUCCCAGUGAUGGCACUUAGGGUCACUAUUUGGCCCCUUGUGCUCCUUCUGUGGUAACACUCCUUCAGUAUGUUUAAUCAUUUUUCCUGUCAAGCACAAAAAGUCUGAAGCUAUUAGUAAAUAAGCUGCUAACAUGUUGUGAAAUCAGGAAACCUUUGCUAGGCCUGAUUCUAAUGUCCACCUGUACUGUGACCUAUAACAUCCUUUAUUGCUGUUUUCUAACUCCUCUUCUACAAUCAACACAACAGUAAAGGCGUUUGUCUUUCUCUGUCCCACUGUCUUCUUCUUAUAAACAUGUUUACAGAGCUGCGAUUAUUGCACCUGCCAAGUCUCAAAGCAUUAUUUUUAUAUCUGGUUUAAUCUGGCCUAGAUCAGGAAACGGUCAGGCCCAAAUGAAGGACUGUUUCUUUACCUAAAUAAAUUGAACUAAAUGAGAACUGUUUAAAGCUGUGGGCAGUAGGUGGAUCUUAAUCUGUAAAAAUGCAAUGUCACAUUAGAAUUAAUACAAAUAAACAUUACAGUCAAAUCUAACAAGAAUAUCUUCUUCUUUCUAAAACAUUGUUGAUCCCUUUUGAGAUGUUUAGAACAUCACUCUGCUUCUUGGAUGCACCAGAGCUGUUGGAUGUUAUCAAUUUAGCUGAAAUUGAUAACAUGAAAUGGAAAAUAUUUGGCUGCUUUGAGGAGAAGUCUGGAAAUGGUUAAGCCAAGACAUUGACACAAGUAAUGCACAAAAUGACUGUUUAUAUUAUUCUAUGUUUAUUUGUAUUGAUUGUAAUGUUUUUGAGCAAAUAGAUGUUUUCUGCCAGGUAAAUAGCUUUAAAUCUAAUUUACAAAUUUGCAGCACUAGUGAUUUUUAAUGAAUUUGAAUGCUUUUGACACUGAAUGUUGAAUUUUGAGGGGAAGAAAGAACCAAUGUGUUCUUCUCCACAGUAGAUAAAUAGUGAUAAUGAUGCUUCUGCACAGUAGACCACCAUUCUAAUAAUGAUUAUAGAACGCCUGUUAUCAGAAGAAAAAGAAUAAGAAAAACAGAAAGGGUUAAGGAUUACACUUGGGUUUAAAAGCUUUAUCACACCGGUUAUAACAGCUCAUUUGAAACAUCCUGCAUGAUGAAACUGUUCUCUAGGAAGAUACAUUAGCUGCAAGUCAGAAGUCUUUGUUGGUUAUGAAAUUUGCCUUCAGACAAAGUUACGUUGAAUCUUUAUACAAGCAUCACUUCAUUAGUUACAGUUAUAUGAAAAAUGAAGACGUUUCGUCAUGUUUUAUUGAUUUUCUAAGUGGAAAAUGAGUAUACUUCACCUGCAAUUGCUGUUUAUCAGCUUAAUUUAAUAUUUGGGGAAAAAAGUAAAACAUAAAAUGUGGCCUGUGCAAAUGUCACGGCACAUUUUAUUUUUUAUAUGGUUUCUUUUUGAGUAUGUUAAACUCAUCAAUUACACGUAAAUAAAUGUUUUAAAUGUUAUUUUCACAUAGAAAAUCAACAAAACAUGACUUGAGGUUUUCAAAGUUUUGCGUACAUGAGCACGAUUUCUGAUUUUAUGAAGAAUGUGAGGCAGCUUGGGUUGAAUUGUUGAAACGUGCUGUGACUCUGUAAACGCACUCUGUCUCUGUCUCACAAACCAUGAGAAGUAUUUCAAUAUUAAAUGUUGAUUCUACACAUUGUA
This is a messenger RNA of Pygocentrus nattereri (red-bellied piranha), 4638 nucleotides long. RefSeq names its product bridging integrator 1b (gene bin1b). Gene Ontology annotation, cellular component: plasma membrane; cytoplasm; synaptic vesicle. The record is from RefSeq and is a predicted model, not a curated record. Bases 225 to 1949 code for a protein of 574 amino acids. The transcript has 21 exons. Gene Ontology annotation, molecular function: tau protein binding; phospholipid binding. Lineage: Eukaryota; Metazoa; Chordata; Actinopteri; Characiformes; Serrasalmidae.